AUGUUGGGAGGGAACAAUGACAACCCUUUACCGCAUGAUAGCCAGUUUCAGUACCAAUCAAACACUUCCCUGAAUCAGCUUCACUUGCUUGAAACCAGGGAUCAACUGGCGAAGGGUGUGAAAGAUAUAAAACAGAGACAUGUCAGAUAUUUUGUUGCGGCUUUAGAGAAGGAUGUGUGGAAGAAGCUUCAAGAGAAAGACCAAGAGAUUUAA
Eruca vesicaria subsp. sativa (arugula) is the source of this 213-nucleotide messenger RNA. The record is from the annotation of a GenBank genome assembly. Lineage: Eukaryota; Viridiplantae; Streptophyta; Magnoliopsida; Brassicales; Brassicaceae.